Molecule: messenger RNA, 1705 nt
Organism: Eupeodes corollae
Lineage: Eukaryota; Metazoa; Arthropoda; Insecta; Diptera; Syrphidae
Product: CXXC-type zinc finger protein 1-like
Exons: 4
Coding region: 100-1635 (511 amino acids)
Biological process (GO): positive regulation of DNA-templated transcription
Cellular component (GO): Set1C/COMPASS complex
Molecular function (GO): zinc ion binding; DNA binding
Source: RefSeq, a predicted model, not a curated record
AUUAUUUUCUUACUUCCUAUCUUUAUGAUUAAGUAUUUUUGAGUUUAUUAAUAGGAAGGAUUUUAAUAGUUAAUUACCUUCACUUUUCUAGUUUAAAAAAUGAGCGAAAAAAAGAAAUGUAAAAAAUCUAAAGAAGAAAUAGCUCGUGAGUUUGAUUUACCUGAGCGUAAAAGCAAGAUUGCUACUAUAAUGAAACAGGAUGGACAAGCUUAUUGUAUAUGUCGGUCUUCUGAUUGCUCCAGAUUUAUGAUAGGGUGUGAUGGUUGUGAAGAAUGGUACCAUGGCGAUUGCAUUAACAUUACCGAAAAAGAAGCUAAGCAUAUAAAACACUACUACUGUCGUAAGUGUAAAGAAGAAGAUCCCAGCUUGCAGACCGUAUUUCGAGUUGUUCCAGUUGAGAAAACUUUAGUUCCAAUUGGUGCAAUAGUUACUCCAUGCGUCAAGAAAAAAGUAAAAGAAAAAAUAGCGCAAGAUUCAAAAACCUUAAGAUGUGGAACUUGUGAAGGGUGCAAGGCAUCAAACUGUGGAACAUGUGAAUUUUGCUUAGUAAGGGUUGGCCAUAAGCCGCGCUGUGAAAGAAGGCAAUGUAUUCAGCAACAACAAAAAAAAAGUAGACCCAAACAAGUUAAAGAACGUUCGAGGAAAAGAAAACGCUCAUUAAGUCCAGAAGUUUAUAUAAAUCCGGAGUUGGAAGGUCUAAGGCACUGUUAUGGGCCAGGAUGUAAGAAAAAUGCAAGGCCACAAUCGAAAUAUUGUAGUGACAAUUGUGGCAUCCUUCUUGCGACAAACCGAAUUUUCCAGGUCCUUCCACAACGUGUUCAGGAAUGGGGUCUCUCAAGAUGUCGAGCAGAGGAAGAAAACAAAAAACAACUUGAUCAAGUUCGAGCGAAACAAGCGGUUGUUCGAUUUGCAUUAGCCGAACUGGACAAAAGGCAUAAUGAACUUGAUUUGAUUGUGCAAAGGGCAAAGCACUGCACCCUUGAUCCUCACGCACAAGACCAUCCCGAUGUGGAGGAUGAACAAUCAAUGUAUUGCAUUACUUGUGGGCACGAAAUACAUUCUCGAACUGCUAUAAAACAUAUGGAAAAGUGUUUUAACAAAUACGAGAGCCAAGCUAGUUUCGGUAGCAUCUUCAAGACUCGUAUUGAAGGAAAUUCGAUGUUUUGUGACUUUUAUAAUCAAGCUAGUAAAACCUAUUGCAAAAGAUUACGCGUUUUAUGUCCUGAACACUGCAAGGAUGCAAAAGUAAGCGAUAGUGACGUAUGCGGUUGUCCUUUAGUAUCAAAUGUCUUUAACCUUACUGGCGAAUUUUGUCGGGCUCCAAAAAAAAAUUGUUUUAAGCAUUACGUCUGGGAAAAAAUACGUCGGGCAGAAAUUGAUUUGGAACGGGUCCGCCAAUGGUUAAAAAUGGAUGAGCUAUUAGAACAAGAAAGGCAAACUCGUGCAACAAUGGCGUCCAGAGCAGGAGUCUUAGGUUUAAUGCUGCAUUCAACUUAUAACCAUGAUGUUAUGGAAGAACUAGUCCGACAGCAACAGAAACAAAUGCAGCAAAAACAUCAUCAACAGCAACAUCAUCCACAAAAUACUUCAGGAACGAAUCAGAGAAUUCAAAAUCAUGGAAGUGUUUAUUAUUGAGUUUGUAUUUUCAUGUGGAACAACGAAACUAAUUUUUAAACAAAAUAAAAAAAUGUCUAUUUAUUUUUGG